AUGUGCAAUCUUGCUUUUUGUUUCUUUUCAGCAUUCAGUAUGGCCUCUCCAGCUCUACUCAUGCGUGUGGUCGCCUCUGCAUAUUCUGUUGCAGAAAAAGCUGCAGCAAUUGUUAGAAAUGUAAUGGCUGCAGGAGAUCUGGGAAUAGUGGAGAAGACAGGAGCCAAUGACUUGCAGACCAAAGCUGACCGACUGGUACAAAUGAGCAUUUGUGCUUCCCUGGCACGGAAGUUUCCUAAGGUGACAAUCAUAGGAGAAGAAGAACUGUCCACUGAUGAGGUAACUGAGGAAUUAAUUGAAGAUGGUCACUGUGAAGAAAUACUGAAGAAAACUUGUCCUGCUCAGUACACAGGAAUUAAAGAGGAAGAGCUUGUAAUAUGGGUUGAUCCCUUGGAUGGAACCAAGGAGUACACUGAAGGUCUCCUUGACCAUGUAACGGUUCUUAUUGGAAUUGCUUAUGGAGGCAAAGCAAUAGCAGGCGUUAUUAACCAGCCAUAUUACAACUAUGAGGCAGGAGCUGAUGCUGUGUUGGGCAGGACGAUCUGGGGAGUCCUGGGCAUAGGUGCUUUUGGAUUUCAGCUCACAGAAGCACCUGCUGGGAAACACAUCAUUGUUACCACCCGUUCUCACAGCAGUACCCUGGUAAAUGACUGCAUCAGUGCCUUGAACCCAGACAGUGUCAUCAGAGUUGGAGGAGCAGGAAAUAAGAUCAUUCAACUUAUAGAAGGCAAGGCAUCUGCUUAUGUAUUUGCCAGUCCUGGGUGCAAGAAAUGGGAUACAUGUGCACCUGAAGCUAUUCUACAUGCUGUGGGAGGCAAGAUUACUGAUAUCCAUGGAAAUUCAUUUCAGUAUAACAAGGAAGUGAAACACAUGAAUUCAGCUGGGGUCCUUGCCACUUUGAGAAAUUAUGACUAUUAUGCCAGUCGUAUUCCUAACACCGUUAAACAAUCUCUUGUGGCUUAAAGCAGUGAAGUAUCUUCACUUGGCCCUGGAAGGCUAAGAAAGUGAGCUUGGAGAAAAAGAAAGAAAGAAGAUAACUGAGCUUGAAAUUUUGUUUUAUAAUAUCUGAACUGAAUUCUUACAUUAAGGUGUUCAAUAAUUUCAAAAUGACAUACAGAAUCUCUAGGUAUAUGUUGGAUCAAAUUGUUUUGCUGUGUUUAACAGACAACAUCAAAACAGUCACAUUUCUUCAAUAGUUGUUUUCCGUAUUCUUUGGGAGUAUUCAUUC
Molecule: messenger RNA, 1228 nt
Organism: Cariama cristata (Red-legged seriema)
Lineage: Eukaryota; Metazoa; Chordata; Aves; Cariamiformes; Cariamidae
Gene: BPNT1
Product: 3'(2'), 5'-bisphosphate nucleotidase 1
Exons: 8
Coding region: 1-963 (320 amino acids)
Biological process (GO): phosphatidylinositol phosphate biosynthetic process
Molecular function (GO): 3'(2'),5'-bisphosphate nucleotidase activity
Source: RefSeq, a predicted model, not a curated record